This is a messenger RNA of Perca flavescens (yellow perch), 856 nucleotides long. RefSeq names its product kallikrein-13-like. Lineage: Eukaryota; Metazoa; Chordata; Actinopteri; Perciformes; Percidae. Gene Ontology annotation, biological process: proteolysis. Gene Ontology annotation, molecular function: serine-type endopeptidase activity. Bases 200 to 856 code for a protein of 218 amino acids. Gene Ontology annotation, cellular component: secretory granule. The record is from RefSeq and is a predicted model, not a curated record. The transcript has 6 exons.
UGGAGGACUUUUACUUUCAGGUGUCACAGUGAGCCCAGUGCUGGAUCUACAGAAGAGAAUCAUUGGAGGUCAACCAUGUGAGCGUCAGUACCACGUCAAACUGAGAGUUACUGCCGGUAAAUCUUCGAAAUUGUGUGGUGGCUCUCUGAUCAGUGACCGGUGGAUUUUAACUGCAGCUCACUGUUUGACGCCAGGAAAUAUGUUCGCAGAUUUAAGAGUGCAUCCAGGGGGUCCGGCGCAAGAAGUGCAAAUCACAGCAGAACCUGUGAUCUAUACAGACAACAGGAAGAGGUCUCAUGAUAUCAUGCUGCUGCAGCUACCUAGCCCCUCUAACAUUCCACCUAUAGCUCUUCCUGACGGUAACUGUCGUCCGGAAAUGUUUGAGAUUGCAGGUCACGCAGCCACUACUGGAGGCCCUAAUAAUGAAAGGAAACCCGGUGUAUCGCCUACUCUCCACUGUGCAGACAUUCACGUUGUCAACUGUACAGACCUCAAAAAUACUUUGCAGAAAGAUUUCCGAAAGGUUUACCAAGUCAAGGUGUAUCAACACUGGUUCUGUGGCCAAACACCUAAAAUGGAUAUAUGUUAUGGAGAUUCUGGUGGAGGAGUGGUGUACAAAAACAAGAUUUAUGGUGUCAUUUCUUUUCUGGGGGACCCUGGCCAUGUGUGUAGGAAAGCAGCUGCAUUCAUGGACCUCUGCAAUCCAAAAUACGCCGCAUGGAUCAAAAAACUAUUACCUGAGGAAAAUGGGGGACGCCCACUCAGAUCCUCCAACCUCGGUCUUUCAUCCAUCCCUCGCUCCAACUACAAGACCAAAGGUGAUCGUGCCUUUGCCGUUUUAGCUCCAACCCUCUAG